This is a messenger RNA of Prorocentrum cordatum, 4617 nucleotides long. Lineage: Eukaryota; Dinophyceae; Prorocentrales; Prorocentraceae. The record is from the annotation of a GenBank genome assembly.
GCUUUGAAAGACGUCAUGGAGGUCGAGGCUACGCGGUGGAUUCAGAGCCGCCAGGAGGACCCGAUUUUGAUCAUGCAUGGGAGCGACACGACACCGCUGACAACCGUGGAGAGAUGGUGCUUGCGCAGCGGCGACAAGAAGGUCGUCAGGAAAGGCCGCGCCAGCAAGGAAUGGCUGAUCCAACGGCUGCAUUUGCAGGACACUGAGGGUGAUACGCACGCUGUUAUAACCGAGCCGGCGGCGAUGGCCUCGAAGGAUGCGUGGACCCAUUUCGCUGCCUUCCGGAAGAUGAUGGGCCUGCCCCGUGAGCUUGGGCAUCGCGGCCUCGUCGUGCACCACUACGUGUACGAUAGGGCCGUAUAUUCGGCCAUGGACCGUCACCACCGGCAACUACAUGCAGCUUUGAGCAUGCACAUGAAAGAUACCAUGGCCGAAGCCGACGCUUCCCUCUGCGAUUUGCUCUCUUGGUACACUUCCGACGCCUGCAAGACGCACGAUAUCCACAACGGUUGGAAAGCUGCGGCUUUGGAGUUUCUCGUUACCAAGGAAGUCACCAGGUCCACGUUCAUCGCAAUUGCUUCUUUGCGCAACUCCUUCGACAUCCUCAUGAAGCAGGUGCGACCAUGGCUGGACAUGGAGUUCCUGAAAGACUCGGCGUUUGAGGACUGGGCCGUCCACUCGGUCCGCGAGGUCUGGGUUGUCCUAGGCGUGGACGAAAAGUGGCUGGACGAGCUAGAAGAACUCCAACUGAGGUACCAGGAUGGCCAGCUCAAGGUCGCCGCCAAAUUCCGUGGGCGGCCCGACGUCAAGGGUUUCCACCGAUUCAUCAUGGGAGAGACCAGCAGCUCGAAGUAUUUCAUCAAGGGCUUCUCUCAUUGGGCAGGGGAGGUCCGGCGCUUCGUCGCCAUCAUGGCCACGAGUUCGGUGGUUGUGGACACGGCCUUGCAUGCCCUGCUCAAGGACGACCGCCUCAUACAGGUCAUUGGGGCAGUGGAGGCUGGGAUCCACGAGGAGGUCCGCCGCCAGCAGGACAUCUCGGACGAAGUAUGGCAGACGAUCGCUGACAGCAUCGACGAACCGUGGCACCGUCUUCGCGACGACAGUUGCCACGCAGGCCUCGUCAUGGCUUGCUUCACUCAGGGCCGCUUCCGUUCCGUGCACAGCUUGCCCUUCUCGCUUUGCAUCGGCGACGUCGAUGAGAACCUGGACAGCCUCUGCCAGCAGGACAUGCCAGAUGAGGAGACGUCAGCUAAGAUAUGGACCCUGCUCCACGCCGGCUUCGAUAAGGACACCAUCAAGGAUGGCUUGAGGCUGCUGGCCAACGUCUCUUUCUCCUCUACUACGGUGGAGCAGGGGCACGCCGCUGCCAGCACCGUCAUGAAGCACCACAAUGAUUACAGUGCCAACACGAUGACGUGCCGAAGCCUCGUGAAGCAGGCUGCCGCUUUGGUGUCUUUGACGCGGGCGGAGAAGCUCCUGCCGCGACUUCGAGCCCAGCUUCAACGCCUGGCGCGCCGCGAGCCCAACCGCAUUACUGGGCGCCACGUGUACGUGAAGGAACUCUCGUUGCAGGCCAAGGCGGGGGGGGGCGCCGACGGCCGCGCCAGGGGCGCGCGCGCGACGAAAGCCAUCAUCAAGGGCCACGGGAGGGUGUGGCGGGGCAAGUGCGCGCAGGUCGAGCAGCAGUACGCCAGGAAGGCGCAGCGGGCUCGCGUGGAAGCAUUCGCCGACAUCGCAGAGCAGAGGGAGAAGAUCCUCUCCAAGAUCGACGGCUUGCGCGCCGACGAGGCCGAGGCUGACGGCAAAUUGCCUCCGUUGCGCUUGUCGUCGGCGCGGUGGAGCUCGGCGCAGCGCGCUAGGGCGGACGAGUUCUUCUCCGCGUGGCCCCUGAGUUCCAGCGACAUCGAGGAGAGGAGGAGGCUCGCCGCCGAGCCGAUUAUCGCCCCGAAGGUGGAGGUUCAGGAGCUCUUGGAGCCCGUGCCCGUCGCACCCGCGAUUGCGAAUGCCGGCGGCGCUCGCCCAGACUGGGUGCGCCCUGUGUGCUACAACAGGGACUUCUUCAAACGUUGCAUUCUUCGUCUGGUCGACGAGCAGGACGAGGUCGUUUACGUGAAGGUCGUCUACUGCGUCCAGAAUCCCUUGCUCAUCGGGGUGGCCCCCAUGAAGAAGCUGCCCGGCGACGGCCGCCACCUCGCCCCAGACGCGUGGAGCACGUCCAAGAAUGCAUGGGCUCAUCGGUUCGCACGGUGCCCGGGCGAGUUCGCAUGGUCGGAUGAGGGGGGAUUCGAUCCUAAUUGGACCGUUCACGUCCUCUCCAACGUGAAGUCGCUGCGCGGGGCGGACCGCCCAGCGGCCCCGAUACCCAAGGAGACAUCCGGCACCCACUGCGAUUGGGACGUCCUUCCCUGGUUGUUUUCCGAGCUCGACAUGGACACUUGGUCCCAGCUCCCGCAACCGGGAAACCAUGGCCCCCGCCGUGUCGGGGUCAGCUUCGGCCCUGUCGGCAGCGGUGUCGGCGCUGACAUGGACGACCUGACUAUUGCGGAGCUGUUGGAUGAGCUGGACGCUCGUCGCGAAGAGCUUGCCGCAGACGGCGACCGCGCUGAGCUUCGGGAUUUUGUGUGGACGGUGCGCGGCGGUGCGUGGACCGCCGCCCACGCGGGCGUCCCGUGCGACAGUUACCGCGGACAGGCCAAGGCGGAGCUCCCCCCGGACAGCGCCUUGGUCGAUGUGCACUUCGCCCAGAGCGCCGGGAAAACCAAAAAGGCCACUGGCAAAGGCUCCAGCCCCACUCUCGAGCAGAAGGUCGCGAAGUGCAUCCAGGAUAACUUCAAAGGUUGGGAGACCGCCAGAAUCGACACCACCCUGAGGAACAACGUGACCUUGCGCGAGCAGAUCACCCGCGACAAGCAGGCGCUGAUGGAGGGCAGAGAGAAGAUCACGUUUGGAAAGUACUACUUCUUGCGCCUGAAGUCCUUGUAUGGGUCGUCGGAGGCCGCCCAGAUGCUCAACGUGAAGGACGAGUCGCAGCCCAUCCCGGCCAACUUGGAGGACGCGUUGGCUGGGUUGUACGAGAAGAAGAGGGACUACGACGGCAUCAGCUUGCUCUUGGAGACCAUGGGCGAGGUAAACCAGAAGAGUCUCGUUGCCAUCCUGAGGGCAACCUUGGACGUCAAUCCGUCGGGGACGGUCGAAGGGACAGAGUUCGUUCUUGCCGUCAUGGACUACCUGAAGCGGACCGGCAUGGACGUCAAGUACGAGGCGGAGGUGAAGUUCAUGAAGAAGCACUUCGAGACAGCCCUCAUGAAAUCUCACUUGGCUUUCGUGGACAACGACCUGACUCCUCGCGAGUGGUACGACAGGCACGGUGCAGUUGCUUCCCUCGUCCUCCCGGCCGAGGCCUUGCGAGCUUGCAUGUCUUGCAAGAAGAAGUGGGCGGACGUGAAGGAGGAGCUGCACCAGCUCUUGCGGCACGGCUACGACCUGGCCCAGCAGCUCUUUGCGCCGGGCUACCAGGAGUUGGCGGAGGGGGACGUGGGGUCCUUGAUCGACACUUCCAUGAGGGCCUUGCUCGCCGUCAACCCGAUAACGAAGCAGGCGAUCGCGCAGGAGAAGGAGCGCUUCAUCCAGUCCGUGACGAGUAUCGGCAAAGAUCCCGUCGACGUGCACGAGCCCAGGGAUAUUGCCUAUAGGUACCGCCGCGAGGACGUCAAAACCAAGAGCACGAGCAUCUUGGACGAGUGGAACGUGAGGGUUGACGCCACGAAGAAGACCAUCGGGGUCGAGACCGAGGCGUUGCCGAACAUCUUCUGCGAGAAGGACCUGGCGCCGAAGGAUGUGUCCUACCCUGGGGCGACUGUCGCCGCCGAUGCCGUGGCAGACUCCAAAUUGGCCAGGAACGCGUGCAUGAAGUACCUCGCGAACGUGGAGAACCCCACUGCCCAGCAUAUCUCCGACGUGUUCAAGACCCGCGGGAAGUUCCUGAAGUCCGUCGACAAAUAUAUUGACAGGGUGGAGAAGCCUUACUUGGAGCGCUUCAUGGGGGAGCCGGCCGAGGAACGGCUCAAGCAGAGCAUCCUCGCGUGCGUUGACGUUGAGGCUUACCCGAGUCUGGCAGAGUCCGCGGUGGCGUUGACGUCGCUGGGCACUUCCAAGUUGGCGUCGUGGUGCGGGUUGGGGGCCUUGAAGAUUCAGCAGAACACUCUCGAGUACGUGAAGGCGAUGAAGAAUGGCCGCCCGCCGAAGCUCGACCUGGGGGCCAACGCGGGCAUCGAAACCAAGAUUCGCGACGCUUUGGCUUUGUUCUGCGACGCCCCGGGGGCGCCAGAGGAGGGGCAGCCAGCUACUAUCCUGCGCGGGAAAGACGCCGCUCUGGCCAUAUAUGCCGACGUGAAGUCCAAGGCGGACAAGAACGAGCAGGUGAACAUGAAGACGCUGAAGCCGCUGCUGGUGCACGGGUGGCUGCUGGGCCCCGAGGAGGCGUCGAACGUGGAGGAGUGGAGGAAGAAGGUGUGCCCCCAGAGCAUGGCCAAGAGUGGGCAGGCCUCAGGCUCCAAGAGCUCGGGCUCGCAGGCGGACUCGAAGAAAUGCGUGGCAAACUUGUUCAAAAAGUGGUAG